AGCAGUGUGUGAAUGUGGCAGCCGAGGUAGACAGGGAGGGGUACAUAGGCUGGCCAGACCCGGGUUCUUGUCUUUUUUCCCUUUAUUUUUCAUUUCUCGCACAGCCGAGUGUUUACAGUUGGUGCACCGCCGUGGUUGUGAAGUUGCGUACGGGGCAGAAAACCCGGCCGCUGCUGCUUUUCUCCGGGACUAACCGCUGUCGUUGUGAAAACAGUCCAGAAGAAAGAAGGAAAGGGAGAAACAACAUGGGGCGAUAAUAAAAAAAUGUGCUGUGUUGUGAGCCGACGAUGACUCUCUGGGAGGACCCGUGAAGCUUAUUUAUUUUUAUUUAUCCUCCCCUCCCUCCCUUCUUCCCUUUUUCCUAGUGUCCUCUUUUGUUUUAUUUUUUAACAUUUCUCCUACCCCCCCUGCUAGUUUGGGAGAUUUUUUUUCUUAAAGGAAAAGGCAACAGGAAGAUUGAAGCAUGGACCAAGCCGGCAUCCUGAGAAAGUUUAUCCAGGGGGUGAAGGCCAUGAGAGAGGGGGACGAUGAGAGGGGAGAGGAUAACUUCGGCAGCGACUUUAUGAGGUUACGGCGGUUAUCAACAAAGUACCGGACAGAGAAGAUCUACCCGACCAACAUAGGAGAGAGGGAGGAGAAUGUCAAGAAGAACAGAUAUAAAGAUAUACUGCCAUUUGAUCACAGUAGGGUAAAGCUGACAUUAAAAACAACCAAUCAGGACACAGAUUACAUCAAUGCUAACUUCAUUAAGGGUAUGGAUGGCCCAGAGGCCUAUAUUGCAACUCAGGGUCCACUGCCAAACACUGUCAUUGACUUCUGGAGGAUGAUCUGGGAGUACAAUGUAUCUGUUAUUGUGAUGGCUUGUCGAGAGUUUGAGAUGGGAAGAAAAAAGUGCGAGCGGUAUUUCCCGAUGCAGGGGGAGCAACCCAUGAGCUUUGGGCCUUUCAAAAUCUCCUUCGAGUCAGAGCAGGCCAGAACAGACUACUACAUCAGGACUUUGACGGCACAGUAUGAGAAUGAAACCCGGCGGAUAACACAGUUCCAUUAUAUGAACUGGCCAGAUCAUGAUGUCCCUUCAUCAUUUGACUCCAUACUGGAUAUGAUCGGACUGAUGAGAGAAUACCAAGAGAAUAAUGAUGUCCCGAUUUGCGUGCACUGCAGUGCAGGCUGUGGGAGGACAGGCGCUAUCUGUGCCAUUGACUACACAUGGAACCUCCUCAAAGCUGGGAAAAUCCCAGAAGAUUUUAAUGUAUUCCGGUUGAUCCAGGAGAUGAGGACGCAGCGACACUCAGCUGUUCAAACCAAGGAGCAGUAUGAGCUAGUUCACAGAGCCAUCGCUCAACUGUUUGAGAAACAGCUACGGCAACUGGAGAGUCCCACCAGCACACAGAUCCAUGAUGGCAUGGAUGAAAGCAGUCCUGACAAAGCAAGCCACCACUCAUCCGAUGAUACAUGGGACACGCCACCUCCAAAACCUCCCCGCAUUCGAAGUACGCAGGUAGAAGGUGAUGUAAAGGAAGAGAUCCUCCAGCCCCCAGAGGCUCAUCCUGUACCACCCAUUCUGACACCAUCUCCACCCUCAGCCUUCCCCACUGUCACGAACGUACGACAGGACAAUGACCGUUACCAUCCCAAACCCGUCAUCCACGUUCUGGCUACUACUCAGCAAAACGUGACAGAGGACAAAGACGUGGACCAGCAGCAGAACCAGUUAGAUGCCAGUCCAAACAAACAGACCAGUCCCUCAGAGCAGAAAGAUCAGGAGCUACUAAUCCGAAAACAGCAGAGUCAGGUCUCAAAUCUGGAUCUCAAUGACAACUACAACAACAAAUUGUCUUCAACAAAGUCAGAAUCAGGCCAAAGCCAAACUCAGACCCCCUCCUCCUCGCCCCUCUCCCCAGUUGUUGAUUGUUCUGGUGCUCCUCGAAUCGAGAGGAAGCUCAGCAUUGAGAUUAAAAAGGUGCCGCUGCAAGAAGGACCUCGCAGCUUUGACACCUCCUCCUCAAUGGGAGUAGCAAGCGGACAGGGCUCCAGCUCUAGUAACAACAGCUGCAUGCUGCAAAGAAGUCUCGCAUUUAAAGCUCGCACUACUCAGUCCCUACUGACGUCCAGCUCCUCACUGUCAGAGGACUCAGGCACAGAGGGAGGAGGAGUUGGUGGAUGUGGGGAGAGUAAAGCAGAUGGAGGCAUCCUAGCCAGGCCGAACCACCUCCCUGUCAAGAGUGGAGAGAAGGUGGAGAUGCAGGGAGGGGAAGUGAAAGCUGGCCACGCAGCGUGGACUCAACAAAGCAACAGCCCGGAUAAACUGUACCCCAAGACCUCCUCUUCCUCUUCCUCCUCAGACCGUGUGGCUCCAUCCUCAUCAUCUUCCUCCCACCUUUCUUCUUCCUCUUCCUCUUCCUCCUCCUCCACACCUGUUAGGACUGCCCUGAGUUUCACCAACCCCCUGCACUCAGACAACUCGGAUGAGGAGGGGAACGGGGAGAUGUCUGGAGGAGGAAAGGAGGGUUUCCAUACAAGUGUAUCCACAUCGACUGCCCUGGUAACAGCAUCCCCUCAACAUAGAGACCAGCAGCCAGUCAGAAAGGUGUCCCCGAUGUCAAUUGCAGGGCAGAUCACACCAUUGCCCUCUUCAAACACAGCAAACCCUUUGGAAGUGAGAACGUCAGCGUCAGCCGAGUGGAGCAGUUCACAGAAAGAUGUGUCUGACUGUGUGAAGACCUCUCCAGCUGACCCUUCAUCGGCUGGCAAGACAACAGACGGCAAGCCAGAGCUGGGUGGGGUUCGGUAACCGCUGCAUUCAGCCCAAAGGUCCUCGAGAACCCCCGCUGGAGUGGACAUGAUGAAACAGUCCGGCUGCCCGUCCACCACCACCAUCCUCCCUUGUCAGGAGAUGGAGUCUACCAAUCUCACCUGGCUGGUCCAAAAACCAAGUUUAUUGCUACACAGUCAGCGCAUUUUUACAUAGAAGCACCUGAGUAACUGUUUGCCAGUACCCUCCUCCUCCUCCUCGCUCCUUCCUGCAAAGUGCCACUGUGCCGAGCAGAACAGUCGAGAGGCUAGAACAAAGCUCAUGUUCUCCUCCUCAGCUUGCUGAUGUUGGCAGGUUUGACUACUCUAGAUGCUGACCUGGGAUCAGUUUGGUUAUUUUCCUGUUAAUGAUUAAAGGAUAAUUCCUGUGGGGGCUUUUUAUUUUUAUCCUCCUCCUUUUUUGGUGACUGGAGAGUAGACUAAGAGCGGGUAUGUUUGUCCUCCAUGAGCUGUAGACACCUCACUUUCUAGGCUAACUGAAGAGGGCUCUAGGAGUAACUCUUAGAUGGUCAAUAUAAAUAAAAAGUGUUCAGGUUGAACACCUUUGUUUCAAGCCAAAUGAGAAUUUUUUUUUUUUUUUUUUUUUGUCCUAUAUCAGGAAUUAUCUUCAAUCAGAAAAGCUACUGUAGGAGGCUGAUUCCUGAUGUUUACCUAAGCUCCCAGAAGUUGUCUGCUGCCUCCUACUGAAUGAACAACAAUCUUGAAAGCAAACUUAGAUAAUCUGUUACCCUGGAUGCAACCUUUCCUGUUGAGUAUGCACAGGUUGCCGGGGUGCUUUGUCUCCCUCUUUCAAAGUGCUGGUGCUACAUUAUAAAGGAUCAUCGCAGAAACAGAAGCACUAGAGCUGACUGUUACCUGUUUCUCACCGCUGUGUUUGGAUUUAUUCCCGUGUUAGCUUUGCUAUUUCACAUGUCCGUGCUCUUCUGCCAGAGUUACAGGCUAACAUCGUUUGGCCAUUGUAGUGUUCAUUAAAUACACUUAGCGUGAACUGCUGCUGAUGAGUUUGUGGCAGUGGGCAUUAAUAAGCAUGUGGCAACUUCCUGGUCUUAAUUUUUUUUUUUUUUUUUUUUUUAAAAGACGGAAGUGCCAAGGCCUGCAGUUCCUGUAGUGGCCACUUGAGGCUUCCGCCAAAAGUGUGUCAGCUUACAUAGACUCCCAUUUUAAAAUAUCCAUCUUUUAAAGCAUUAAACACAUUGACAGCCUCUAUAGCUCAUUUGCCCCUCCAAACCAAGCGUACGGUAGGUGGAUUUAUCAGCUUAACUUAUCCAUAUGGGAAUUGGUGAGGCUUUAAGUUUUGAUUGACAGGUGUACCCACCCAGGAAGCAAUUUUGUGUUGUGGGUGAUUUGUAGGGCAUUUUUAAUAUCUGAUUUAUUGUGCAGACCAUCCAAGAACUUUGUGCUUCAGUGUUGGUGAGCGAAAUUCUACCAUUUUAUUAGUUUAUUACUUAGCACUUAUUAGCGGACACGCGUCUUUACAAUGUGCCUGUCUGACCUUAAAAAACAAAUAAACAACAAAGCUAAAAUUGAGGUUUCAAAACGAGAGUCCAAAACUAAUUGGUGAAAGCAGCAUCAUAUACAGUCUGUGAUCUGAAAGCAAACACAGUGAUUGUCUGUGAGCUCUGGUAUAGUUCCCUCUUAAAUUAAUUGAAGUACUUUUUAAAAGGCAACGCACAUCAGAUAAAAUGGCAUUAAACACAAAAAUAGCCAAACAUGUCAGCUCUGUGACUCUGGCUCUCACUGCUGGGACCAUGCAUCUCCCUUACUCCACCUGUCAGAGAAAACAGCCAAUGUUCUGUUCUUCUCUUCUUUGUUUUUCUGGCAUUUCUACUUGGGACUCAUAUUUGCCAUUUAUUUCCUGUUUUUCUGUUGGAUUUCUCUCUCAUGGUCAUUCAUUUGAGGGCCUCAAAGUUUUUUUGUUUUUGUUUUGUUUUUUUGUUUUUUUUCCUUUUAGCUGCCAGUUUGCUCAUAACAAACCUCAGUGUUUCGGAGUCUGAAUGUCACGCAUCACUUGAAAGGCUUGAAACUUUUGACUUGACAGAUUAAAAUUAAACCUCCAAGCCUUCUCUACAAGGUUGGUUUUGCAUCUGAUGGUGUGUUGUUCUUUACCUGCUUCUGAGGCAAUGAUCCAAUAAGGCAACAGCAGCCAGGGACCCAGGACUACUGUUUUCUCCUUUUUAUCAACUUCUCCUUGAUUAGCUGCCGUAACAAUACAGUAUAUGCAUUAUUUUAUAAAUAACUGUACAGGACAGUUUAGGUAUAAAAUACUUAAGUUUUUUUUUUCUCUAUCUCUUAAAUGUUCCUAUUAACAGAAGAUGUAAGAAAGUCAGUGCAUGAUGAUGAAUCCUCCCUAUACAUAAUGUUUUCCUUUAAACUGUAAAUUAUUCUGCUACCCUUUUGUUUUUGCCUCUGGCAAAUAUUUCAGGUUUGUUUUUGUUAAUUUUGUUUUGUUUUUUUUAAUUAUGCUUAGCAGGUUUAAAAAAAAAAGUUUUAAAUGGUUGGCAGUAGAUAAGCAAAGACUGCCAGCCAGCCCCCUUUUCAGAUAACUACAAUGGGCUCUGAACAAGAUUGUAGUAAUAAUGAUGAUAAUAAUAAUAAUGGUUUUGUUUUUGUAAAUGGUAUUUGAAAAGUUAUUUUUGUAUACGCGGUUGUUUGUUGUGACACAAGUCCACUGCCCUCUCCCAGCCAACCCAAACCUCAACUUUUCUCCUCUUGCUUGCUCUCGUCUCCAUUGUCAUUUCUUAUCCUCUUAGAUCUGUUUUGUUUUUAUUUUUAUUUGCUCUUUCAGUGGAAAACGUGCAACUGAGAUGAAUGUCCUGUUCUCUACAAGGAGCAUUUCAUUAUUUUAUUUUUUUUCCCCCCUCUGUCACUUCCUGCUUACUUCCCAUUCUGUCUUGCGUCUUUAAUCUUCCUACACUCCCGCCCUUUUUUCUCAGUUUUUGCAAAAGCUGUCAUUUCCAACCCGUCUGUGUGCCCACGCACAAAAGAAGAAACUGUCUUUAUAACUUUAUUGAUUAUGAUUCAUUAUACUCAUUUUUCUGUUUAUCCCCGACUCCACUCCAAACACACAUACACAAGCCUCGAUCUCAGUAAAGAGCCCACCUGUGCCUUUAAGAGAGAGCCCCCCCCCCCCCCUUUCAUCAUCAUUAGCGCUAUGACCGUGAGCGAUGUGAUUCGCUGCUGCUUGCUCAUCGCCUCCUGUGGGACUCUCAUUCAGCCAUGGCCCACAACCUUUCCUGUCACACAAACACAGACACACACACACACAGACACAUACACACAUACAUGUUUGUAUGUUGCAGAAAUCAAUCAGUAAAAAUGACCUUAAGUAAA
Molecule: messenger RNA, 6141 nt
Organism: Archocentrus centrarchus (flier cichlid)
Lineage: Eukaryota; Metazoa; Chordata; Actinopteri; Cichliformes; Cichlidae
Product: tyrosine-protein phosphatase non-receptor type 12
Exons: 17
Coding region: 464-2791 (775 amino acids)
Biological process (GO): protein dephosphorylation
Cellular component (GO): cytoplasm; nucleus
Molecular function (GO): non-membrane spanning protein tyrosine phosphatase activity
Source: RefSeq, a predicted model, not a curated record